GCACGACCUCCUCCAUGACCGAGUAUCUGUACAACGGCAGCCGGAAUAAAAGCACAGGGGCGCGAAGGCGUUGCCCUUUGGCCGAACUGCAGAAGUGUGAGGACGCCGGCGACGCCGGCGGCAACUGCUUCGGUCGCCUACCUUCGCCCCUAAUAAACGAGCCCCAAGGCCGCCGGGCGUUUUGGGGCCGUCCGUGCCCCUCCGCGCAAGUUUGGCGGGCUGCCCGUGCACCACUUGCCCCGCGGGUCCCAGAGAAAACAAAGGGCCGCGGCGUUUGCCUGCUAGCUACCCGCCGGCGCGUUUGUGUGUGCCAGGCCGGGCCCCUGGUUGUCGGCUAUGUGGCGCCGAAGCGGUCGGGGAUCUGUGUGAACGCUAUAGACAAGGCCUCCGAGCGGUGCGAAACCAAUGCGGGCCGCAGCUGACGCGUGUCUGGCUCUGGGCUUGGCAACCUGAAGGGGGACCCGCGUGGCAGGUUCGCGGGGCCCCACUUGGCGGCUGCCUCGCGACGCCGGGGGCUUGCGGCCAGGUAUCCGGGAAGGGUGGGCCAGCGGUUGUGGCCCGCUGCGCUUUGUGAUCGCGCCGGCGCCCGGGUUUGCAUGCAGGAAUGAGAUGCCGAGCGCGACAAAUCGCACGCCGCUGGCGGGCUGGCGUCUCGUCAUUCUUUCUGU
Amoebophrya sp. A120 is the source of this 668-nucleotide messenger RNA. Lineage: Eukaryota; Dinophyceae; Syndiniales; Amoebophryaceae. The record is from the annotation of a GenBank genome assembly.